Molecule: messenger RNA, 2112 nt
Organism: Seminavis robusta
Lineage: Eukaryota; Bacillariophyta; Bacillariophyceae; Naviculales; Naviculaceae
Source: the annotation of a GenBank genome assembly
AUGGCAAAUGAUGCGCGCAAAGAGAAAGCACGUGCCCAAGUCAAAGAAAAUGGAUUUUCAGACAGUUUCAUGAGACAAGACCUUGACUUGAAUGAGAAUUCAGAAAGUCCUUCUGCAUUUGUUCCUAAUAUGCCUCCUCCUCCUCGAAGGUUCAUUGCUGGACAGUACCAAAACCCAUAUGGAAGGAAGAAACCAGUGCCACCACCACAACCGAAAGAGAACGCGAAAAAUCACAAUGAUGUCGCCCUUGCUCAAAGAGUGCUCGAGCUUGCACAUGAACACGGGUUUGAUGGAAUGAGUACCGAAAAGCAGAAUCUUGUGAAGAACACCAAGCGAGGAAAGAACACCAAAGAGACAGAAACAAGGAAAGUGUCGAAUGAAAAUCGAUUCUUCCAGAUACUCAAGGACCAUGGAGGAAAACCAUUCGAACCCCUACUCCAGAAAGUCCCAGUUCGGUACAAUGGAUACAGCAAGGAUGCAAAGGCAUUGGACUAUGCCUUCUUCAAUGUUCUUGGCUUUUCCCGCGACAAACAGACACAUGCCAUUCUCAACAAAGCUUGCAUUGUGAUCGGUCUCAACCUCAACAAGAAAAUCGGCAAAGACGGAACCAAAGGUGAUCCCUUUCAACCAAAUUCCACGGAACAGUUCUUUCGGGGAGCGUUCGCAGUGCUGAAACGCAAAGGUAUUCAGUUCGACUUUGACAAAGACUUCAAUAGUCCGGGAGAAUUCCAUGGAGUAAUGAAAGAACACUGGGCAUCCAUCCGCAAAGUCGACAAGACAUAUGCCACCAACAAAGAAAGGAAGAGAAUCAAAGAGAAUGUUCUCAAACUUGCUUGUAAAGCCGUCCGAGAAGGCUUGAUCAAAAUCACCAACCGACAUGAUGUCUUCCUGAGUGUACACUUCAACAAUGGACUGUUCUUGUGUUUUCGAGGGAAAGGUGACCACGUGAAUACUCGUAAAGACUAUCUUCGAAGUGGAGUGUAUGACGAUGAUUUUGAUGAUGACUUGGAUGGCAAGAUUGGUGGUACCGAAUGGAGAGGAUUCUUUGUGCCCUUUUCGAAGACAGAGCAAGUUGAAUUCGGCAACACUAGUCUUCCUCCCGAAUCCGAAAGGAUCAAGACCAUGAUAAAUCGUCCCGACCUUGAUUACAACCCGGUUGAUUGGCAUGACACAUUCGUCGAGCACAUGCAUCCCGAUGCAGUUGGAUUUUACGCAUAUCCGUACACCAAAAAAGAGUCAAAGAUCGAAAAUGCAAGACUCAAACAGCGGGAUAUCGAUUGGAACAAAAGUCAUCCAGAGUGCCCACGAUCAGUCAAAGACUAUGAUGUCUGGUUCAAACCGAGCGAUCCGGACAUUGCCAAGAAGGAUGGAAACGUCAGCCAUAACAAACAUUGUCUUUUUGUCAAGCAAUUCUGUGCCAAGAUUGGAGUACAGGAUGCCAAAAAAGUGGCAUCAGGUCAUGCGCUGAGAGCAAAGGCAUGCACCAUCAUGAAAGGUCUUGGCGUGGAUCCGCAUGCCGUGGCUCGACAAAUGGGUCAUAAGAGCAUUGACACACAAAAGCACUAUACAGAGAGUACUCUUGCUCUGAAGGCUCAGGCAAUGAAUGCAAUCGGUUCCGUAGGUGUUUCUCGUGCAAAGAGGAAGUCGACCGGGUUGCCAGUGGAAGAUCUUACUCAAGACACUCCUCCAUCCAAGAAGCCUGCACGGGGAAGCACAUUGAAUACAGCGGAGAGAAAGGAGUUAGAGGCAUAUCGUCGUGAACAGGACCCGGAACGAAAAGAACUCGAACGUCUUCGACGUCAAAGUUUGGAAUUAAAAGGAAAGGAAAACAAUCCACCGGUACCACCAAUCCCACAAGUGUUUCCCCCCGUCCCCUAUCCGUAUCCCUACCCAUAUCAACCACCGUAUGGAUACCCACACUAUUCCAUGCCCCCACCCCCACCACCACAAUACAAUAUGUAUCCUCCUCCGGUGGGAAUGACACCAUCGUCAAACAAACCGGAAUCAAACAAUAACAAUCAACUUACCGGUGGACAUCAUGGUGGUCAUGUUUAUGGAUGGAAUGGACACUUUUCCGGCAACUAUGGUGGUGGUGGUGGUGGUAAUGUUUGA